AUGGCAUUGAUAUCGACGGAACCUCCUAUUGAUCCACAGCAAAACUUCUAUGACCAAGAUUUACAGGAUCUAAGCAUCUUAUGGAGUGGAAUGGAUGCAAGCAUAUCUCUGGAAGGGUACUUCUCCACGGGAUUCGGAGUCCCAACUGAGCUUAUCUCGUUGCCUGAGUUUGAUAUACCAGGAUCGGCGAAUUCUGCAUUAUCGGGGCCACUAGUCCAUGAAAUGCCAUACGAAGCAAAUUCUGAAUGCCCUGUUUCAGACGAUGAUGCAUCUUUAUGCAACUACCAACUUCCGUCUCUUCAGCAAAAUGACGACAGCAGUUCUCAAGAUCAAGAAAGGCGUCACAAUAUUCAAGACAUCCCCUUGAAACGAUGUGUUGACCUCCCUUUGAGCUAUCCAUGGCGAAUUAGCAGGGAGGAUUAUCAGGAGAUUAUUACUCGUAUUGAGAGCUUUCAAUACCUUCUGCCGAACUCUUUCACCUUUCCUUCAAAAUACGUGUUUUGCCGAUAUGUUGAGGGCUACUUCACCGGAAGCCAUGCGCAUUUGCCAUUUUUACACCUGCCUACUGUUAAGGUUGCCCAAUUGAUAUCACCAUUAAUCCUUGCAAUUAUGGCCAUGGGAGCACAGUACAGAUUUGAGCGAGACCGAGCCCUGUCCUUUUACCGUGCCUCGAAAGCAUUGAUUGAUCGCCAUAUCAGCGUAUAUUCCCAAUCAAAUUCUCUGCACAGCCCUGGGUCGCAAACAGAAUAUAUGGAUGCCACAGAGAAAGAGCAAUUUGAAAUUUUGCAAUCCCAAAUAAUUCUUACGACACUGGCUACCUGGGGUUAUAAGGACCUACUGCAGGAUUCUGUCACAAUGGCAGAUCAUAUGUCUCUCUAUCUUCGCAACAGCGAAUUGCUCUUACAUGAUCGCCAUUCGACUGAGCAAUCCUGGGAAGUGUGGAUUCUACAAGAGGGGCAAAGGCGCACGAAGCUUAUUGCUUAUACGCUUUCCAAUAUCCAAACAAUCCUAUUUAACAUGCCCCCGAAGAUUUUAAAUAGCGAAAUUGCCUCACUUUAUCUCCCUUGGCCGGAUGAGCUUUGGGCCGCCUCUAGCGCACAAGAGUGGCAGGCUCUUCACUCAAAGCGACCAUCCUGCGUUUCAUUUCGUGACGGGUAUUCUCGGCUUUUUCAAUCCAGAACAUCGUCCCGAGAACGUAUCAGUUUGUCUUCAUUUGGAAACCUGCUACUAAUCCAUGCUCUCUUUCAGCACAUAUAUCUGGCAUGGGAAUCUGCAUUUUGCCUUGGGACCUCCGAAUCAGAGCAACCCUUUUCCUUGCCACAGGAACUCCGCACACAACUCUAUACAGCACUAAAGCGGUGGCAAAGCAGCUGGGAGACAAGCUCAGAUCCUUCGACAAUUCCAUCAUCACCCAAAGGCCCGCUGGGAUUCAAUGCGACAGCAAUCUUUCGCAUAGCGUGCCUCCGGGUGCACUUGAACCUUGGCCCCCACCGCAACAUAUGCACCUGGGAUCCAGAAGCCAUUGCAGCCGCAUUCUCCAAUGCACCACGGCCCAUCCAAACCCCACAAGUCUAUCACGCGGUGCUUCAAUCCAUACAUUCCCUUUCCAUUCCGGUGCGACUUGGCGUGGAGUAUGUCGCCAAGACACAGGCCUUGACAUGGAGCACUAUUCAUUCGCUUUGUAACUUGGAAUGUGCAUUGUUUCUAUGUAAGUGGCUUGAAGCGCUUGCGAUGGAACAGAAAGACUUGCAUCGUGAUACAAGACGCCUUCUCAGAAUCAUCAAUAGCGUGCUGUGUGAAGCAGACCUGAGCCCGUCAGAGGAUAAUACCGAAGAGAUUGGAAGUGAUCAAUUACGGCAGAUGGGUGCAGUCUUGAUUCGGCUAUUGUCUGAUAUCUUGAACGGCACACAUGUGUUUCCGAUGAUGGAUGUAUUCUGUCAGGCGCUCCGAGCUUACGCUGAUAAACUGACGGAUGGUCUUCGCUCCUACAUGCCGGAAUAA
Molecule: messenger RNA, 2001 nt
Organism: Penicillium nucicola
Lineage: Eukaryota; Fungi; Ascomycota; Eurotiomycetes; Eurotiales; Aspergillaceae
Product: fungal specific transcription factor domain-containing protein
Exons: 1
Coding region: 1-2001 (666 amino acids)
Biological process (GO): regulation of transcription by RNA polymerase II
Cellular component (GO): chromatin
Molecular function (GO): RNA polymerase II cis-regulatory region sequence-specific DNA binding; DNA-binding transcription factor activity, RNA polymerase II-specific
Source: RefSeq, a predicted model, not a curated record